CCCGCACAGUGACGUUACAUUGAGUUGCGCAACAGCUGGAUAAACAGCAGGUGCAGAGAUGGAAGAAUCAUAUAGCUAUGCUUGUGAUUUUCUUCACGUCCGUAUUUCUUUUCUUCCCCAUUGUACUAUCUCAAAAACCGGCCAGUGAUUCAGGUAUUUGCCAUUAUGUUUUGCAUGUUGAAAACGAUGGUCCCGUUACUCUAGAUGUACCUGUUACUAUAUCAGCGAAAUUAGAUUGCGCGUCGAAUGAAGAUGAAUACUUCUAUAUAUUCGAAGAUGACAUUCAGCGAACUGUCCAGAUUCCUGGGCAGGGCAGCGCAGAAGCUGUAUUCAUUUUUACAGAUGAUCCAGGGACUCGAAUGGUGACUGUAUUAGUAUUUCAAUUAUCUCCAUCUCCAAAAAGAGUAGCGGCAGGAAAUACUUUUUUUAACGUUUUUGAAUAUAUACCUGGAUCACUACAUUUCUCUAGUGCCGUGAUAAACCGAAAUAACCAUCUUAUUGUUACUACUGGGGAAAGGACGAACAUAAGCCUUGAAGUGCAAUAUCCUACAAGAGUUUUAAAAGACAGUGAAUUUUCAUAUUCUUGGAGCAUCGAAGAAACAAGAUUCACCACAACUGUACCUUACAAAAUCCAUGUAUUUAAUGAGACUGGCACUCAAUUAAUAAGAGGUGCAGUAGUUGCUCGCGUCCCAUCUUAUGACGGCACAAACAGCUCUCAUUUUAAAUGGGGAUAUUUUGAUGGAGAAUUAAUAGCAAAAGAUCCAUUUACCAACUUUAAUAUAUCUGGGAAUACUUACCUUCAACAUGGACAGCUAUUGGAUUUAGACAUUACAUGUAAUGGAAGCGGCCCCGUAGACUAUUGCUGGAAAAUACUCCCACCAAAGGAAAAUGAAACAAAUUUGUCUUGCAUCGAGCCUGUGUCUGCCAAUGAAUGUUCUUUUCCUAUCAUUUACUACUUCCACGAAUCUGGUGAUUAUAUGCUCGCUAUUUACGUGGAUAAUUUAGUCUCUUCUGUGCAAAGGAAUAUUGAAAUUCACAUAUAUGACGUGUCACUGAGACCUCAGUUAUCAACAGUUAUUAUACCAGUUGUCUGCACCGUACUUGUCGUACUAAUAAUAGCAGGAGCUGUAGUCGUCCAUUUACGCCGGCAAACCAGUUACGAUGUCGAAACAGCAGACUUCGACUUUAUGACACCAGAUGAGCCUAAUGUGAUUGCCAUUGAAACAUCAUGGGAAAUAAUGCGCCGUUCAUUGCUUCAACUUCUGCAAAUGCGAAGUUUUUACUGUACGUCAGAUGGAGCAACACUUACGAAUUAUGGAACCAUUUUGAGAACGCAGGAGGAAAUUAAUACUAAUAGCGCUCCGCUGAAUGAAUAAAAAUGUAAAUGCUACAUUGUUUUUACUUCCUUGUUUUUUAUUUAUGAAAUGCACUGUUUCCAGUUUUAUUGGGAUCAUCACCCUCUCGUUUGAAUUAAUUUUUGAAAAGUUUGUGUAGGUAUACAUUUAUAUAACUUAAAUGAUAUAUUUUUAUUAGUUAUGUAAAUAAUUAUAUUAAAAACAAUCGAUUUAUUUAACUUAUUUUUCGAAAAUUUAGUAAUGCAAAUAAUAAGCAUCGCAUAUUGCAUAUGAGUGCAAAUAAUAACAUCGAAUUUGUUUUUAGUAAAAGAUAGAUUCACAUGCGUCAUAUGAUUGUAAUAAUAAUAGUAAUGAUAAAUUAUCAUUGAAAUAAUAAUAAUAAUAAUGUUUCAGUAUCUACAGACAAUUAAACGAAUAAGCUUGAUAUGGCAUUAAUAGCUUAUCACUAUUAUGAUUAAGAUUUAUCGAUAGAAUUCAUAAAUCACCACUGCUUGUUUUAUAAUAUUUUAGUAAAAUUUUUGUGAAUGUUGCUCUUUUGAACCCUAAAGCCUUCUGCAUUAUAAUGUUGCCUAAAACAUAUUGUGUAAUUCAACUCUCAUUAUGAAAAAUUUUGUAUAAAAAAUCAUUAUAAAACAUUCUGAAAAAGUAUAAUUUUUUUAAAAUUUAUUUACUUCAGAACUAGGACUUAAUGAAAUUAGUUGUCAAUAAAUCUUUUUUAUAUUGUUA
Molecule: messenger RNA, 2081 nt
Organism: Stegodyphus dumicola
Lineage: Eukaryota; Metazoa; Arthropoda; Arachnida; Araneae; Eresidae
Product: transmembrane protein 130-like
Cellular component (GO): plasma membrane
Source: RefSeq, a predicted model, not a curated record